AUGCAGCCCAUCCCACGGCCGUCCUCGUUGAUCGAGGACAACCCGAAGAAGCCGCUCACGCUCGCCUGCUUCUUCUGCCGCAAACGCAAGAUCGCGUGCCAGAGCCCGCCGGCGAGCUCGCCCGACCGCACCUGCAACCAGUGCGCGAAGCGCAAGCUCAAGUGCGUGUACCCCGCGACGUCGCGGCGCGGCAUCCGUCCGCGCGUGUACGACCUGCAGGACGACCUCCUCCCGCGCCCCUCCGCGCCGCUGUCGCUGUGA
This is a messenger RNA of Trametes versicolor FP-101664 SS1, 261 nucleotides long. RefSeq lists its product as uncharacterized. The transcript is spliced from 2 exons. Gene Ontology annotation, biological process: regulation of DNA-templated transcription. The record is from RefSeq and is a predicted model, not a curated record. The coding region runs from base 1 to 261 and encodes 86 amino acids. Lineage: Eukaryota; Fungi; Basidiomycota; Agaricomycetes; Polyporales; Polyporaceae. Gene Ontology annotation, molecular function: zinc ion binding; DNA-binding transcription factor activity, RNA polymerase II-specific.